Molecule: messenger RNA, 2060 nt
Organism: Alternaria alternata
Lineage: Eukaryota; Fungi; Ascomycota; Dothideomycetes; Pleosporales; Pleosporaceae
Exons: 1
Coding region: 151-1617 (488 amino acids)
Source: RefSeq, a predicted model, not a curated record
GUAUGGUAGCACUGACCAAAGGCAUAUUGCUCAUAUCUCGAGGAAAUUCACGACGUGCGCAGAUGACGGACAAGCUGCACAGCAGCGCCGAAGGCCCGCGGCUGAAGUGAUUCGGAACGUAGCAAGAGCUUGCUCCAUAUCAAGCCGACCAUGGCAGCCACCUUCAGCCGCCAUCACAACCUCGAUCGCGCGUGUGCGUAUAGUCACGGCAACGCAAUCGCGACCGCCCAGCCAGCGUACGAUGGCUUUGCAGCGUCGCAUCGCCAUGGUGCAAGCCAACAGAGCAGCAUGGCAGCCUAUUGCGAGCCCACGACGACCGACGCGCAACAAGCCGCGAGUAUGAACAGCCACGGCCAACAGCGCGAAGACAGCUACUCCCCAGACGACACGCCCAAAACCUGCUAUGUGGGCGGCCAGAACACGGCAGCACUGCCGCCGGGCAGCAACGAAGCGGCCGACAGUCAGUUUGCUAUGCUCCCACCCUCCAGCUCAGUCCACGCUUCAUGGCAAGCACUGCACGACUAUGCCCAGUCGCACGCCGCGCAGAACGGCUACGCCCUGUCCAUCAAUACCACGGCUAAGAACCGGUCCCGCAUCAAGCUCGCCUGUGUCUGCUAUGGACAGCCCAAGAACACACACAAGCUCACAGCUGAGACGAGGGUCAGGAAGAACAGGGUCAGCUACAAGACGGGGUGCAAGAUGUGGAUCGAGGGCAGGAGGCAACACGACGGCACGUGGCUGCUGCGUGUGGGCGAAGCGCAACACAACCACCCUGGACGUCAAAGUGCGGGAUGGGCCGUACAGCGGAAGAGGACAUGGGGAGUUGUUGGUGGGCGCAUCGGCGUGGGAGGCGUCACGGCCAAGGAGGAGCUCGCCAGGUUGAGCCUCUCGGACAUCAAGGACACUCUCGACGACGCGGAUGCCGAAGCCGAUGGCGACCAGGAUGUGGAAAGCACGUCUGUACAGGCACCGAGGAAGCCACAACACAGUCUCGAACGUGGGGGUCUUGUGUGGAAGAUAGUCGAACAAGAGAUGCUACGCAAGGGUGAACCAAACCAGGGCCGCGACCGAGGCGUUGGGAGGACUGUGGAUGUCUUGCAAGCGAGGCUGCCCGGUAUACACAUCUUUAAGCGCGACGUAUACAAUAUACGAGCGCAGAUAAAGAGAGCGAGAAAGGCAGCCGGUCAACAAGUCGGUGAUGGUCUCAACAGCUCAGACGACGACGCUGAAUCCGAAGCACACGACACCACCCAAAGUAGUAGAACCGGCGCAAACCCGCUCAACCACCGACACAUGCAGCAACCACUAAAUACAUACCAGCAGCCCACUGUUCACGCCCCCAGGCUCUCGGUGCCCUUCCCGCCCACUCGGAAAGACUUGCGUAUUGAUCCCACGCUCGGCGACCGUCCCCCACCACCACCACCAGCAACUCCCCCUGAGGUGGUUGAGAUGGAAGUCAAUCAACUUAGGCGCGAGAAUGCGGAAUUGAAGCGACUACUUACGGAGAAGACGAAGGAGGUCAAAGAAAAGUCCAUAGAGAUGGCUGGGCUCAAGAGUCAAGUUGAGUUGCUGAGCAAUAUGAUGAUGACGAGCGGGAGGGGAUUGAUGGCUGGGUAGUAAAUGGGCCGUUGAUGAAACAAGACUUUAGAUACCCAGUAGCUAUACAGGAAGCAAGGAGGGCCAUACAAGCAUCCAUCCAUACCAUGAAGACGAGCAGACGACGAUCAAGAUCAGAUACAUGAUAUAUAUAUAAACAAUAAACUCAAAAUUGGGUAAGCAAAAAGACAAGAGGUAUCUCAGAAAGGUAUCCGUAAACACAACCCCCAAAAUAACCCUUGCAAACGCCCAACGUUGAAAUCGUACUGGACAAGCCGUCUUAUACAACAACGAAAUUCCAACACCAAGAACACCAUCGUAAGCUCAUUGUCAGCUCGUUAUCCAUCGCUCUCAUCACGCAUAGUAUGCUUUACGCCGUGUGCUUUACGCCUCCUCAGCCAUCUCUUCGUCCUCAUCCUCGGCAAGCAUAUCCUGCUCCUCACAGCUACGCUCCACCUCAUCGG